Molecule: messenger RNA, 149 nt
Organism: Cylicostephanus goldi
Lineage: Eukaryota; Metazoa; Nematoda; Chromadorea; Rhabditida; Strongylidae
Source: the annotation of a GenBank genome assembly
AUGGGUGAAGAUAUCAUUCGAGUAGUGCUGAAACGUGGUGGAGGCGGUAUAGGACUCAGUAUCGUGGCAGCUCAGGUAAGAUUCCUACUCCAAUAUUUACCAUCUCUUUUUCUUUCUAGUUUGUCUUUUCUUGUUGAUUUUCUCUGACA